Durusdinium trenchii is the source of this 2613-nucleotide messenger RNA. The record is from the annotation of a GenBank genome assembly. Lineage: Eukaryota; Dinophyceae; Suessiales; Symbiodiniaceae.
AUGUGGGGCGUGCUGAUCUUCUUGCGCUUCUACUUCGUGGUGGGGCAGGCAGGCAUUUUGCAAGCCUUGCUUUGCGUCCUCAUCUCCUUCACUGCUGCAUUUUGCACGCCCGUUGGCAUCAUGUAUUGGUUGGCCAUCACCUUGCUGGCCGUCUUGGAGGUUCUGGGCGCCGUCGAAGCUCUACUGAUGGCAGCGCCUUCGUUGAACUUUCCGGGCUGCAAACAGGCCUUUGGCUCCGGCUUUAUGGCCGUCCUCGUGCUAUCUGUCUGGGGAGGCACCAACUUCGUGACGAAGCUGGGGAUUUUCUUCGUUCUCAUCGUGUUCUACACGAUGGGAUCAUACUAUGCGGGCAUUGCAACGGCCCCAUUGACCGAGGCAGCACAGGCCAAUCCCUGGGUGACCGGCAUCAGCUGGGACACGUUUCAGAAGAAUUGGGGGCCUCACUACGACAGCGAGACCAACUUUGGUGUCGUGUUGAGCGUCUUCUUCCCCUGCUUCACCGGAAUCCUCAGUGGCGCCAACCGUGCAGACAUUCUGAAAGAUCCGCCCAAGAACAUCAAGGAUGGAACCUUUGGGGCGAUCAUCUUCAGCUUCUUCAUGUAUUCGUCCUUUUUCCUUCUUUGGGGAUGCGUCGCAGACUACCGCUACCUGCAAGGGAAGGAGUACUACUCGGACAACAACUCCACGGAUGAUCACCAUCGUCGACUUGCGGCGGGUGCGGGCGAACACUUGGUGGAGGAGAUUGUGUGGAAUCCCUUCCCAAACUCCGCGCACAUCGGCAUCAUCAUUUCCUCGCUGAGUCAGGCCUUGCAGUGCCUCAUCGUGGCACCGCGUUUGCUCCAAAACAUCGCGAGGGCCGGGAGCCCCAUUCCGCGGGCCCUGACGCAGUGGAUCCGACGGAAAGACAAGAUCCUCACCAUCUUCGAUCGCAUUGCACCCUUGUCCAAGCAUGGGGAGCCUGUUCGUGCCUUGGCUUGCACCUACAUUUUUGGUGCCGCCUUGGUGCUCAUCGGCGAAGUGAAUGCGGUGGCACCCUUAUUGACGAUGUGCUUCCUGGUCGCGUAUACCUUCAUGAACUUCUCCUGCUUCGUCUUGACCUACGUGAGAUCACCGGGAUUUCGCCCCUCAGGUAUGUCCCGAAGACGGUGGCGCAUCUGGUAUAUGUGCACGGGUCUUCUUGGAUCAUUGGUUUGUUUGUCGAUCAUGAUCAUCGUGAGCCAGCUUUGGGCACUCGUGGCGCUGGUCACCAGCUUCUGUUUGUAUCUCUACAUCAACUGGCGCCUUGAGCAGGCUGAAUGGGGAAGUGCUUUAGAUGGUAUUCGCUAUCAGUUGGCUCUGAACUCCUUGAUUCAACUCGAGGAGAGUGGACACCAUGCCGUGAAUUGGCGUCCACAGGUCUUGGUCUUGUAUCGGAUCCACCUCUCAGAGGAGUUGAAGGGCAUCAAACAUCACGAGAUUCUCCGAUUCUACUCCUACUUGAGGAAGGGCAAUGGCUUUGCAUGUGUGGCUUGUGUGCUGGAGUCCGACACCAAAGAUGAGCAUGCCAUGCACAAGGCCUCCAUCGAAAAGGAUGUCAUCAAGAGCAUCAUGCGAGAGGAGCAGAUCCGGGGCUUCGCUGAAUGCGUGGUGGCGCCCAGUUGGUCCGAAGGUCUCCUGGCGGCCAUUGCAUGGAAGGCUCAGGAGUUCUUGAGUGUGGUCACGACGGCUUUAGCAGCAGAGAAAUCCGUCUUAGCGGUGAAAGGUCUCAAGGACAUGCCGCUGCAAGCCGUCGUGGGCACCAUUGACGUCUGGUGGAUGAUCCACGAUGGUGGCUUUAUGAUUCUCCUCUCCUGGUUGUUGUUGCAGCAUCGCAUGUGGCGUCAAUGCCACAUCCGCGUCUUCACCAUCACCGAGGGCGUCUCUGAGGAACGUGCCAAGAAUGCCGCCAAGCUCUUGGCGGAGACGCUCCGGAACCGUCGCUUGUUCGACGUGGACGUGGAGGUGGUGAUUGUGGAUGAUGAAAUGAUUCAGCCUUACACCUACGACUGGUCGCUGCGUGUGGAUCAACGUCACAAAUUUGUCCAACAGUUGCAUGGCGCGCAGGGUUUGAAUGCGGAUGCCAUCCCCUUGGAAAUUGAUGAUCUCUUCAAGAUGGAGGAAGAGAAUGCCUCGGACGCUGGCAACAAUCAUACUCCCACUGGCACUUUAAAGCCGGUGGUCUCCAGCAAGGAGGGCACCACGGGUCAAGUGGCGGUCUGUGACCUGCGCGCCGCCUCCGAGUGUCCGGACAUCUCCGAGCACGCCAGCAAGCACAUCGCCGAUUGGAAGCACGACACCGCGCCGGUCAAGCUAGAGGCGGGUGUAGGUUGGUAUGUUGGGGAGUCGCUCGUCGCUCGUCGUGCCGUCGACGCCCAGGUGGCAUCCUUCACCAAGCUCAACGACAUGAUCGCCCGGCGCUCCAAACGAUCUCAGCUCGUCGUCAUGAAUAUGCCUGACAUCUGGAGCACGGAGGAAAGCGAGGUGAAUCAUUUCAUGACCUACUGCGACACCAUGACCAAGGGCUUGGAUCGUGUACUUUUCGUCCACUCCUCGGGGCAUGAGGCCCCGAGUCCACGUCCACGACCGGCGGUGUGA